Messenger RNA from Anopheles coustani, 1755 nucleotides. It is a transcript of the gene Rcd5, whose product is annotated as microspherule protein 1. Gene Ontology annotation, molecular function: protein binding; G-quadruplex RNA binding. NCBI's taxonomy places the organism in Eukaryota, Metazoa, Arthropoda, Insecta, Diptera, Culicidae. The record is from RefSeq and is a predicted model, not a curated record. The transcript has 3 exons. Gene Ontology annotation, cellular component: NSL complex; Ino80 complex; MLL1 complex. Bases 60 to 1601 code for a protein of 513 amino acids. Gene Ontology annotation, biological process: positive regulation of transcription by RNA polymerase II.
GAAGCUUCUUUUUCGGGCACCUCUCGUUCUGGGUAAUUUUUACCUAAAUUUUCUUAGAAAUGGACCCCAAUGCAAGUGUAAAAGUGGAACAGGGUAUGGAAUGUUCUACCCCAACCAGCGCCGAUCUUGCAAACGAUCAGAAACGACGGAGCUCAUCGCGAUCGAUCAAGAGAAAACGUUUUGAUGAUGAAAUCGUGGAAUUCAGCAUGAGUACACCGAUACAGCAGUUAAAAAAUGUCGCUGGCCGGUCCCGUACGCUCUCCCAGUCAAUGGCUGGGUUUAGCACACCGACCACUCCGGGCCCGGUGGCAUCACCCGGACCGGGAGCAACUACCGUCUCCCCAACGUCAACCGUUGAGCCAAUGCAAACUACCAUACCGUCUCCUCAAACCGCGCCAGCACCAAUCGUCGCCGUUCCGCAAUCACCGGCACCAUCAACGCCGGUCAUUUUACCACCACCCGCCGCCCCGAAUCCUGCGACGAGCAUUCUUCAGCAGCUCAAUUCGAACGCGUCGGUAAACGAAAAGAAACGCGUGCUGAAAAGUGGCAAGAAGACGAAGAAAAAAAGUGCCACCCAGCAGAUUGCUACGAAGGAUCUCGGGCGCUGGAAACCGAUGGACGAUCUGGCUCUUAUUACGGGUAUCUUGCAAACGAACGAUCUACGCACGGUACACCGUGGGACAAAGUUUUCCUGCAAGUUCACCAUCCAAGAGAUGCAGGUACGCUGGUGCUCGCUGCUGUACGAAGAACCGAUCUCCCGGAUUGCAGUAUCCGCCAUGCGCAACAUGCAUCCUGAGCUGAUUGAAAGCGUCCAAAGUAAGGCGCUAUUUUCGACGGCCGAAGAAGAACUGCUUGGAACUAUCAAGUCGAGCGAAAACCCUACGCUCGAAACCUUCCAGGAGCUGCUCAAUAAACAUUCAUCCGUCUUCUAUCACGCACGCACCGCCAAGACGCUACGAAAUCACUGGCAACUGAUGGCACAGUACUCGCUACUUCCGGAUCAAUCCGUUCAAUCAUUGCCGAAGAACGAUAACAUGCUGACAUUCUCAGAUGCGGAAGAUCUCAUCAACGACAAUGAACUGACCGAGCCACGGGACGAGGCACUCGAGACGGAACUAGCGCUUGCUGAUCGUAAGAGCAAAAAGGAAAUACGCAGUCUGGAGAACGAGCUCGACCGUUGGAGCGUGCUCGUUGACUCUCUGUCCGGUAUCGGGUUUUCACCCGGUUUCGACGCUCAAACGCUCGCAGUCAUACGGGGUCGAAUGGUGCGCUUUCUGAUGCGUUCCCGAGAAAUCGUACUCGGACGCACGACCAAAGACACCACCGUUGAUGUGGACCUUUCGCACGAAGGACCGGCAUGCAAAGUCUCACGCAAACAGGGCACAAUUAAGCUGCGCAGUAAUGGCGAUUUUUUCAUCACUAACGAGGGUAAGCGGCCGCUGUACAUCGACGGAAGGCCUUUGCUGUGCGGUCACAAGACCCGCCUCAACGAUAAUUGUGUGAUUGAGAUUUCCAACCUACGAUUUGUAUUCCUUAUCAAUCACGAUUUCAUCAACGCAGUUCGGCAAGAGAGUGCUAAAAUGAAUAUCCCUUUAAAUUAAGCCUGAUUGUAAUGGGUUGCAUUUGAGCAAGAUGAAAUGAAUACUAGAUCUAAGUGAUUUCUCCAUCUAGUAGGUUACGGUCCAAUAACAUCUGUAUGUUUAAUGUAAAAUAUUAAUAAAAAAAAAAAAACAAAAAAUACACAUACCAGAGGCU